This is a messenger RNA of Saccharomycodes ludwigii, 1713 nucleotides long. Its product is annotated as M20 family metallopeptidase. Lineage: Eukaryota; Fungi; Ascomycota; Saccharomycetes; Saccharomycodales; Saccharomycodaceae. Gene Ontology annotation, cellular component: fungal-type vacuole lumen. The record is from RefSeq and is a predicted model, not a curated record. Bases 1 to 1713 code for a protein of 570 amino acids. The transcript has a single exon. Gene Ontology annotation, molecular function: metallocarboxypeptidase activity.
AUGUCUCGAUAUAUCCCAAUAAAUGCUCAAGACGCUUUAGAUAAGCUAAAGGCCAAAAAAAAACAGAUCAGUAUUGGCUUGGCUACAAUUGCUGCUUUGUUGAUAUUGUUUUUUGUUUUUUUUACUAAAUCAUCAGAAAUCCCAGAAUGUCAAGAUUGCAAGAGUUAUGGACCAUUGAAACCAGCUUAUAAAGGUUCUUUAGAUUUAAUUUUCGAAAAUAAAGAUUACCAAUUGUCUGUUAUCGAAAAACUAGCAGGUGCCAUUAGAAUUCCCACCCAAAUAUAUGACGAAACACCACCACCAGACUUAUCCAUUCCAUUGAAAGACGAUCCAAACUAUAAAAAUUUUAGUUUACUUCACACUUAUUUGGAGUCGACUUUCCCGCUGGUCUAUUCUAAAUUUAUUGUAGAAAAAAUUAACGGUGCCGGAUUAUUGUUGACUUGGCAUCCAAAACAUAUCCCAAAGGACUCUAAGCCAUUUUUAUUGAUGGCACACCAAGACGUUGUCCCAUUUGAUCCAAGCACUGUGUCCAGAUGGACGUACCCUCCAUUUUCCGGUCAUUACGACAAGAAAACCGACACUUUAUAUGGCAGAGGAUCUACAGAUACUAAAAAAUUGUUGAUUUCUCAUUUGGAAGCUUUGGAAUUAUUGAUUGCUGCUAAUUGGGAGCCCAGUAAAAGGCCUAUUUUGUUAUCGUAUGGUUUCGAUGAGGAAAGAGGCGGUAUUGAUGGCGCAAGUGCAAUUGCCAAGUUCAUUUUGGAAAGAUAUGGCCCAGAUAGCAUAUACGGCUUGAUCGAUGAAGGUGGCGAAACUGGGUAUUUGGGCGAUAAUGGUUUUAUUGGUAGCCCAGUUACUGCCGAAAAGGGCUAUUUAGAUGCUAUUAUUACAUUAAACACAAAGGGUGGACAUUCCUCGAUUCCUCCGGACCACACUUCCAUUGGCAUCAUUAGUGAGUUAAAUUAUUUGCUAGAAAAAAAUCCGUAUGACCCAUCCAUAGCUGUUAAUAAUCCAGCCUUGGAAGCCGUCCAAUGCCGCGCUUUAUACGAUAAAUCUUUCUUUGGUGAUGUUACUAAAGGUUUUAAAUCUGGUAGAUUGGGCAAACUAACUAACGCUGUUAACAAUCACUUGGGUUACAGAUACUUUUUCAGAACUUCCCAAGCUAUUGAUAUUAUUAAAGGUGGUGUUAAGGCUAACGCUUUGCCUGAACAAGUUACCGUAUUGGUUAAUAAUAGAAUUAAUAUCAACUCGAGUGUCAACGAGACUUUAGAUCAUAUUUUGGACUUGGUCAGUGAGGUAGCCGAUAAAUAUGAUCUAAGUAUUAAACUAGAAAGAUCAAGUAAUGCCAGCGAGCUCAAGAGCGGUAAAAACGGUGAAUUUGUUGUUGUUGUCAGGGGUGAACUGGAGCCGGCUCCAAUUUCGCCCACUGCCGGCGACGAAAUGUGGGAGAUUAUAGCUGGUACAAUUGUUAACACUUAUAGCAGUUCAUUUUUUGGUAACAACACUGAAGUCUACGUUGCACCAUCCUUAACAACGGGUAACACUGAUACUAAGUACUUUUGGGAUUUAACCAAACGUAUUUACAGAUUUUCUGGCUCUUUACAUGUAAAUGGUUCUAAUGCUCACACAGUUGACGAAAAAACAACUGGCAAGUCUAUCAUUUCUUGUUUGGCGUUUGUCUACCAAAUUAUUGGUAAUAUCGAUAAAUAUACUUGA